Hermetia illucens (black soldier fly) is the source of this 2123-nucleotide messenger RNA. RefSeq names its product cytochrome b5 reductase 4. The record is from RefSeq and is a predicted model, not a curated record. Gene Ontology annotation, biological process: generation of precursor metabolites and energy; superoxide metabolic process. Gene Ontology annotation, molecular function: heme binding; oxidoreductase activity. Gene Ontology annotation, cellular component: endoplasmic reticulum. NCBI's taxonomy places the organism in Eukaryota, Metazoa, Arthropoda, Insecta, Diptera, Stratiomyidae.
UAAGUAUUUCACAAAUAAGUUCAGUGUAUUUCUGUGCUUGUGAAGUGCUGUAGCUGGUUUAGUUUACGGGGUUUGAGCCGAAUUGGCUCUAGUACCGCUCUCUCUCACCGCUAAUCUGGUUAAUCUACACAUCCCUUCAAAAGUCUGCAUAUCAAUAUGGAUAAAAGCAAUCCGAAAUUGAAUUUAACUGGCACAAAUGAUCCACCGCAGACAAUCGGGAAAAAACCACCUAGUCUAGGGGUCACAAACCCAAACAGUCUUAGCGUUUCUAACAGUCUCGACGUUUCUAAUAAGAAAGUGACAACAACAUCAGCAACUGGAAAUCCUCGUAACAAAUGUGCCCUGAAGCCCGGCCAUUCGUUGAUGGAUUGGAUACGUCUCGGCUCAUCAGGAUUAGAUUUGUCAGGUACAAAAGGUGUGAUUACUCCCGUCAGUAAUGCGGAGCUAGCGAAACUGCAACAAGAUGAUGCUUGGUUAGCUAUUCGGGGGAAAGUCUACAAUGUUACACACUAUAUGGAAUUUCAUCCUGGCGGUCCGGAUGAACUAAUGAAAGGGAUUGGAAAGGACGCCACAAAACUUUUCGAGGACGUGCACGCUUGGGUCAAUUACGAGCAAUUACUCGGAAAAUGCUAUGUGGGGCCUUUACGGAAUUCUGCCAUUAUUGACCUGGAACCACUGAAACCACUUACCAAAACUUCAUCCGACAACAGUGGCUCCUUUCGGCUACCCGUGCUUCCGUUUCUUCAAACAUCCUCAGCCAAAACAUCCCCCACGAAAAGUGCUAACACUUCCAAAGAGUAUAACGUUAAAACUGGUGAAAAUGCAGAGGUCGUGCCUCGUUUCGAUUGGAUACAGAAAACCUCGGAUUUAACGCUAAUAUUCUAUACGAGGCCCCUGUGCAAUCCUGGCCUGGUUAUCACCCAUAAAAGCAGCAAUCAGUUAGAAGUGCGAAUUCAAAUCGAAAGGACUACACAUGUUUACAGUGUGGAGCUCAGUCAUGAUGUGAAUUAUCCAUGUGCGAUGAAAGUUUCGUACGAGACAGGGAAAAUCGAAUUGCGGUUCGUGAAAACUCAACCUCAACUUUGGACCAAUUAUGGGGUACUGGAGAAGCAGAAAUUGACGGAGUUUGAGGGUUUGCAAUUGGAAUACGAGAUUUUGAAGCGAGAAACGAUAACACAUGACUCUUAUGCGGUAAUUUUGCAGCCAGUGAAAAAGGUGCUGCUAUUCAACCCGAUAGGAUUCCAUAUAAGCGUUACUUCGAACGUGAAUGGUGUGGAUGUCACCCGAAGCUACACUCCUGUUCCUAUACAAUAUUGUCCUGUAGACGUCACAGCACCGACUUUGCCCCUGUUAAUAAAGUCCUAUGAACUAGGAAUUCUGUCGAAGCACAUAACAAGCGCCGAUUGUUCUCCGGUAAGGAUAUCACAAUCCAAAGGCAGUUUCAUGCUGACGAGUCUAAAGGAGCAUACAAAUAUUGGGCUUUUAGCCGCCGGAAGCGGAAUUACGCCAAUUCUGUCUGUGUUACAGUAUCUGCUGGAGAGGACGAGCAAUAAAGUGGAGAAGGUCCAGCUACUAUUAUUCAACAAAACAGAACAGGACAUAUGGUGCCGGAAAAUACUGGAGAAAACCGCAGAGAAGGAUGCCAGACUAACAAUUCGACAUAUCCUAUCUGAACCACAAGGUGAUUGGCAAGGAGAGGUGGGCCGUGUUACACAGGAACUUAUUGCGCCAUUAGCAGACCCCAAAUCACAAUCGUACGUCACCUUCUGUUGUAUCUGUGGACCAAAUCCGUUUAACGACCUAAGUGAAAAAUUGCUGAAAGGUAGUGGAUUCCCAGCGGAACGUUUACAUUUCUUCCAAGGAUGAAAUGUGGGUGCUACUUAUAAGAUUUAUUAUUUCUUUUCUUUUCUUAUAUCACCUUCAAUAUUCCGAGCGUAUCGCGAGGAAGAGUCCUAUCUCCACUUUAUUAUACAUACACACAUGCAUUCGUAGGCUUACUUAGCUUGGUACAUAUAUACAAACUUAAAUAUGGUGCAAUGUAUAGCGUAUUGUGUAAUUUUACCAGUUGGAACUGUAUUUUUUACGUAUGAAGAGAGAGAAAUAAAUGUACGCUUAUAUUUGUA